Messenger RNA from Arabis nemorensis, 858 nucleotides. The record is from the annotation of a GenBank genome assembly. Lineage: Eukaryota; Viridiplantae; Streptophyta; Magnoliopsida; Brassicales; Brassicaceae.
AUGGGUCAAGCUUUAGGUUGUAUCCAAGUUGAUCAGUCGAAUGUAGCAAUCAAAGAGACUUUUGGUAAAUUCGACGAAGUUCUUGAGCCAGGUUGUCAUUGUUUGCCAUGGUGCUUGGGAAGUCAAGUCGCUGGUCACCUUUCACUGCGUGUUCAACAGCUCGAUGUUCGCUGCGAGACAAAAACUAAGGAUAAUGUGUUUGUCACUGUUGUUGCUUCCAUUCAAUACCGUGCCUUAGCUGAGAGUGCUCAAGAUGCUUUUUACAAGCUUAGCAACACGAGGAAUCAGAUUCAAGCUUAUGUUUUUGAUGUGAUCCGAGCAUGUGUACCUAAGCUGGAUCUUGACUCAACCUUUGAGCAAAAGGAUGACAUUGCAAAAACCGUCGAAAAGGAGCUUGAAAAGGCUAUGUCGCAUUACGGGUAUGAGAUUGUUCAGACGCUUAUUGUGGAUAUCGAGCCUGAUGUGCAUGUCAAGAGGGCAAUGAAUGAGAUCAAUGCUGCUUCGAGGAUGAGAGAGGCAGCGAGUGAGAAAGCCGAGGCAGAGAAGAUACUGCAGAUCAAGAGAGCCGAAGGAGAAGCUGAAUCGAAAUACCUUUCGGGUUUGGGUAUAGCCCGUCAGAGACAAGCCAUUGUGGAUGGUCUGAGAAACAGCGUGCUCGCCUUCUCUGAGUCUGUUCCUGGAACAUCUUCGAAAGACGUCAUGGACAUGGUUCUGGUGACUCAGUACUUUGACACAUUGAAGGAAAUCGGUGCGGCUUCGAAGUCAAACGCGGUGUUCAUACCUCACGGUCCAGGCGCUGUUAAGGACAUUGCUACACAGAUCAGGGAUGGUCUUCUUCAGGGUAACUCUGUUGAAUAG